Messenger RNA from Cryptotermes secundus, 2591 nucleotides. RefSeq names its product cyclin-L1. The transcript is spliced from 9 exons. Gene Ontology annotation, molecular function: cyclin-dependent protein serine/threonine kinase regulator activity. NCBI's taxonomy places the organism in Eukaryota, Metazoa, Arthropoda, Insecta, Blattodea, Kalotermitidae. Gene Ontology annotation, biological process: regulation of transcription by RNA polymerase II. Gene Ontology annotation, cellular component: nucleus. Bases 145 to 1626 code for a protein of 493 amino acids. The record is from RefSeq and is a predicted model, not a curated record.
CAGGCGUAAUGUUACGCAUAAAGUGAAGAAGCUCAGUGUUGCUUGGGUGAAACGACGCAGUUCCGACAUUUUGAGUGUGAUUUUUGGGAAACGAAUGUGGAAGGUGUUUUGUGUAAAAAGGUGUUAAUUGUUCGUUAAAAGAAUAUGGGUACACCGAGGCAAGAUAAUCACAGCUCCUCGGUUGUUAAACCAGUAACAAAACCGUACGGUAGAAUUGUACUGAAUCUGAAAAACUGUCUUUUACCAGAGGACAAGCUUAGUCCUACUCCAUCUCAAAAUGAUGGAUUGGAUCUAGAAACAGAAACGGAUUUAAGGAUAUUAGGUUGUGAAUUAAUUCAGACUGCUGGUAUACUAUUGAAACUCCCACAGGUAGCAAUGGCUACAGGGCAGGUUCUGUUUCAACGUUUUUAUUAUUCUAAGUCAUUUGUUCGUCAUGCGAUGGAAACAACGGCUAUGGGUUGUGUUUGUUUGGCAUCAAAAAUCGAAGAAGCUCCUAGAAGAAUUCGUGAUGUAAUCAAUGUAUUUCAUCACAUUAAACAAGUGAAAAGUCAGAAAACAAUACAGCCCAUGAUCCUGGACCAGAAUUACAUAGCUCUAAAGACGCAGGUCAUCAAGGCAGAACGGAGAGUGCUCAAGGAACUGGGGUUCUGUGUCCAUGUCAAACAUCCUCACAAGAUAAUUGUGCUGUACCUGCAUGUGCUGGGGUUUGAGAAGCACCAAAACCUGAUGCAGUUGGCGUGGAACUACAUGAAUGACUCGCUGCGGACGGACGUGUUUCUGCGCUACCAGCCCGAAACUGUUGCUUGUGCCUGUAUCUAUCUUACCUCAAGAAAGUUGAAUAUUUCAUUGCCGAAGUCACCAGCUUGGUUCAGCGUCUUCGGUGUGUCUGAGGAGGACAUCCAGGAUGUGUGCUUCAGGAUACUAAGGCUCUACAAGAGACCAAAGCCAAAUGCAGAUGAACUGGAUCGGCGGGUAGAGGAUCUACGGCGUCACUACCAGGAGGCCCGUAUGAAGGCCAGAGGGGCCUCUGGGUGUGGAGUGGGAGGCACUGGGGCCCAAUCUGGCAAUAACACACCUGGUGGAGGCAGCAAUAGCCCCACCUCACCACAUUCGCGAUCUCGCCACAGCUCACCAACCCGCUGUAGCAAGGACAAACAUCACAAUAGUGGAUCGCCUCGUUGGGGAGGAGGCUUUAUCAGUCGAAAUAACCAUGCCUCAGACAAACAUCGGAGUCGGAGCAGAUCUCGGACAGUUAGCCACAGCCCGCCUCCCAAACACAGCAAAAAGUCAAAGAAGAACAGAACCAGGUCAAUUUCAAGGUCACGAUCACGAUCGAGGUCACAUGAGAGGAAGUCAAAGAAGUCUCACAAGAGGAGGAGCUACUCCAGGUCUCCCAGUAUCUCACCACAUAAAAACUCUCGCAAAGUUUCAAGGGAUAAAGGGCGUUACCGGUCUAGGUCACAUAGUCAUGAUGGACGGCAUGCUGUGGAAAGGUCACGCUCACAGAGCUACGACCGGUAUGACAAAUACUACACAAGUUCUGACAAGCUUAGCAGCAAGUCUCGCAGCAAACACUUAUCACGGGGACUUGACGAUGACAGGAUACGGAGCAAAGAACGUAGAUGAAACUGUGAUGCCCAUACUAGCAGAAUAUUUACUUCUGUUGGCCCCAGGGAUUGAAGUCUUGAGUAUCAUGUAUAUUUGUUUGAAUCACCCUGAUUCAUGAAAAUUGUGUUCCGUGUUACGUGCAAUACAAGUGUAUGAGCCACAGUCUGGCCCGUGUAUCAAGGUUAUUCAGUUUUGUACAGGGGUGCUCUCUGUAGUGGAACUUCUAUGGCAGAUUUGAAUACUGAUCUGAGGUGAAAGGAAGUUCAAUGCUCAGGUAAAAAGGGGGGACCCUGAAGUCAGAUGUAGAAUGAGUGAAGACUUUGCGUAGGAACUCAAUCGAAUGCAUGCCUAGUCAACCCCAUGUUAUGAUCCCUGGUACAUGAUCUUUACUGAACAGUUGGUCGUUAUUAAACAUUUAAAGCCUUAUUACUUACGCCCGUGACUGGAUAUAGGAAAUUAUUUUUAAACUUUAGAGUGCCAUUCUCUUGAGAACUGCAGAUGAAAGAAUAUACCCGUUGAAAAAUUUGUAUAAUUCAAAUGACAUCAAUGUAAAAAAAAAUGCCGAAUAUGUUUUCACCCAGUACAAGAAUUAGUUGGCACGUCAUUUCUGUUGCAGCAGACAUUUCAUCCUUUCCCUUUUGAUCUGGAAGCUGGCUGAGCUUUUGUUUGUAUCCACCCAUAGUUAGGCAUUAUUUAAUCCUUUCCUUUCAAGUACUUUAUUUUUCUGUGCCAGUGAGUUAUGGAUUGGAUAGAUGUGCAUGAAGCAGAUCUGUUUCUGAUCAAUGUGUGUACUGAGAAAAGUGUAAAACAUGAGGCUUUGCAUUUGCUACUAGUUCAGGGAGAAACAAACCCCUUCUGGAAAUGUGUCACAAGCUUUGAUCUUCCUGAAGAGUGAAGUCUGCUGGGAUGUGAUACAGUACGGUAGAAUGUUGCCAUCAUUUUAGAGUAUAAUCAUCCUUGAAGAUGGAGGCAGUAUGUCCCUU